Molecule: messenger RNA, 2235 nt
Organism: Parnassius mnemosyne (clouded apollo)
Lineage: Eukaryota; Metazoa; Arthropoda; Insecta; Lepidoptera; Papilionidae
Source: the annotation of a GenBank genome assembly
AUGAAUACUGUUAAUGGAAUAAUUUACACGUUUUCUUCAAACAGUUCCAAUAAUACGGAUGAGGGCUGCAUGUUAAUAAAUCCGUCCCAAAAUGUUAUUAUUACUGGAGCUUACAACGGAAUACCACAAACAUUAAUUCUUAACUUGAUAUCAUGGGUAUCUCUAAUUGCUUUGUUUACGGUACUCAGACGUACCGCAUGGAAUUAUGGUCGAUUGGCGCUAGUUCAGCGUACAAGAAGCCGUUGGACAAGCUUAUUUUAUCGUGGUGGCGAUGAGGACGCAUUGGUGGAGAGGCGACGGAGCCAUGACGAAUCCUCAAACAUCGAUGAAGGUUUCUUCUCGUGGCUGCCAGCCGUCUUUCGCGUAACGCGUGAGCAGGUACUCGCCAAAUGUGGCCCAGAUGCUGUUCACUACCUCUCUUUUCAGAGACAUGCAAUAACUCUAAUGUUUAUUGUUACAAUUGUCUCCAUUGGUAUCAUACUGCCUAUAAACUUCCAAGGAACAAAUUUACAAGUUGAUGCAAAUACGUUCAGUAGAACAACAUUGUCCAAUUUAAAUGGAAGAUCCCAUUGGCUUUGGGCACACACAUUAAUAAGCAUCUGUUUCUUGCCGAUUUCAGUAUUGAUCAUGAGAAGAUGCACUGGACGUAAACCAGUCCCUACAUCUAUGACAGGGACUAUUAUGAUUACAAAUAUUUCCAAAGCUGAUAGAAAUGAAGCAACCAUUAGAGCCUAUUUUACCCACAAUUUCCCAAAUAUUCAAAUUGUUGAUUUGCGUUUGGCAUACAAUGUAAAUAAACUAAUUGAGGUUCAAGAGAAAAAGGAAAUGGUAACUGAAGCACUCAUUUACACAGAUAAUUAUUACAAAAAGACUGGAAAGUGUAUAACUGUAAAACUUCGUCUAUGUGGUCCGGAGGUUGAUGCUUUAGAAUAUUAUACAAAUGAAGAAAAAUGUCUUAAAAAUGAAGCUAAAAGAUGUCGAGCAAUGGUAUUAAAUGAACCCCUAGGUAUUGCCUUUUUAACUUUACCAUCCUAUCAACUAGCUGAACAUGUUAUAAAAAACUUUAAUUUGCAUCACGGUUGGGUUCUCACUCAUGCAACUAAUCCAGCCGAUAUUGUUUGGGAGAACUUGAGUGUUCAACCUAGUGUUUGGUAUGUUAAAGCUAUAAUUAUUAACUUUGCCCUUUUUAUAGUUCUGUUCUUUCUAACUACACCUGCCAUUGUUGUAAAUCUUUUCAACACCUUGAUCGUUAAGCCUGACAGUCUUAGCAGGAUCAGUACCAUUAUUUUUGAAUUCCUGCCAACCUUGUUACUAUGGACAAUGGCUGCUGUCAUGCCCGCUAUUGUAGCAUUUACUGACAAAUUUCUGUCUCAUUGGACUAAAUCACAGCAGAACUACUCCAUAAUGACAAAAACUGUUUCUUUUCUUCUACUUAUGACUCUUAUUUUACCAUCACUUGGAUUAGCGAGUGCAGAGGCUUUCGUCGCUUGGACAUUGCAUCAUGAGAAUGACACAAUGCGAUGGGAUUGUGUAUUCCUUCCUGACAAGGGUGCAUUUUUUGUCAAUUACGUCAUCACUUCAGGUUUUAUUGGUACAGCGCUCGAAUUGAUCCGUUUCCCAGAGCUGUUCCUUUAUGUUUGGUAUCUUUUGCAAUCGAAAUCGAAAGCUGAAAAGAGUUAUGUAAAGAAAGCAAUACUUUACGAAUUUCCUUUUGGUGUGCAUUAUGCGUGGAGCUUGGCUAUUAUAUCCAUUACUAUAGUAUAUAGCCUUGCUUGCCCUCUUAUCUCACCUUUUGGUCUUAUUUAUCUGUUACUUAAACACAUAGGUGACAAGCAUAACCUGUACUUUGCUUAUGGACCUAGUGAUAUGAGCGGAGUAGGUGGAGGGCGAAUUCACGCUGCGGCCGUGAGAAUGAUUCGCGUGUCAGUGUUACUCUUACUUGUGAAUAUGGCUGCUUGGGCAGGCUUGCGUUCGGGCUUUGAAGCGCGCACUAUAAUCUUAAUAAUGGCAUCAAUUGUUGCAUUUGGCACAUUUUUGCUUCUCAGUCCAUUCCCUAGCUGCACUCCACCCGCACCUUUGCAGGCGGAGUCAAGUGUACGCUUCCAUGAGUAUGUUGCCCCUGUAUUAUUAAAGCCAAUUGACACUACACCUAUAUCCACACCUUCAACUCCCGAUUACGGAGCAUCUUCACCUGUGACUAACCCUACUUAUAAUUCGGAUUCUAUAAAUAUAUAA